This is a messenger RNA of Gopherus flavomarginatus (Mexican gopher tortoise), 2314 nucleotides long. RefSeq names its product butyrophilin subfamily 2 member A2-like. Bases 171 to 956 code for a protein of 261 amino acids. The transcript is spliced from 10 exons. Lineage: Eukaryota; Metazoa; Chordata; Testudines; Testudinidae. Gene Ontology annotation, molecular function: protein binding. The record is from RefSeq and is a predicted model, not a curated record.
GCAGCUGGCAGAGUGGAGUAGCUGUGGGACGGGUGGAGCGGCCCACAGAGCGAGCAGAGCCGAGCAGUUUGCAGGGACGACUGGAGCAGCUCACGGGACAGCUGGUGGAGCAGAGCAGCUGGUGGAGCGGAGCAGUUUGUGAGGACGGUUGGAGGAGCAGAGUGGAGUGAAUGGUAAAGUGGAGCAGUUCGUGGAGAAGGCGGGAGCAGAACCCACGGAGAGGCAGGGCAGUUGGCCCCGGACCACAGGAACACGAUAAAGCAAUUCAGAAACAUCUUAGAAAAAUCCGGAAACUUGAUAUAGAAAUCGAGAAACAUCUUAGUAAAAUCGAGAAACAAGAUGCAGUAAUUAGUGACCUUCAAAGAGAACUUGACUGGAGAAGGAUCAUAGUCUGUCCAGGUCUGGGAAGAACCAUGCCACCCGUAGAAGAAGCCAAUGUGAGUCUGGACCCAGACACGGCUCAUCCUCGGCUCGUCCUGUCGGAGGAUCGGAAACACGUGAAAUGGGAAGACGCACGGCAGGAACUGCCUGACAGUCUUGAGGAAUUUGACCCUGAUCCCUCGGUGCUGGGCUGUGAAGGAUUCACCUCAGGGAGACAUUGCUGGGAGGUGGAGGUGGAGGAAGGAGGAUCCUGGGCUGUGGGGGUGGCCAGGGAGUCUGUGAGCAGAAAGGAAGGGAGCAGCCUUAACCCUGAGGGUGGGAUCUGGGCUGUGCAGCGGUGCUGGUGGGGUCAGUUCCAGGCUCUCACCUCCCCUGCUGUGACCCCUCUGCCCCUGACCUGGGUCCCCAGCAGGAUCCGGGUUUGUCUGGACUGUGAACGGGGGCAGGUGACAUUUUUUGAUGCUGGGAAUGAGGCCCCGAUCUUCACUUUCCCGCCGGCCUCUGUCACUGGGGAGAGAUUUCAACCCUGGCUUUGUGUGGGGGACUCAGAAACCCAGCUCAGAUUGUAUCCCUGAGACAUGGCGGGGGCCGGGGGGGGGACAUACCCAGUGGUGAGCUGGGGCCAGUUCCCACAGCUCCAAGAACCGGUUGCUAAAAUUAGAUCUCCGUGGAGAACCGGUGGUUAAAGGGCCAGGGGGUGGGUGAAGAACUCCGGUCCGCGGGCCGGACCAUCCCAUUGCUCUCGGGAUUCCCAGCUGGGGAGGCUGAGGCUCCCCUGGCCCUUCGCCCACUUCCCCCCAGCUGCAGCGUGGCCAGCCGCCCGCACCAGCUGGGCAGCUCAGCUGAGCUUGGAAGUCGUCCUGCUGCUGCUUUUUGAGCAGCUCUGCAAGGUGUGUGUGUGUGGGGUCCUGCUGCAAGCUCCAGGGCUGGCCAGAGGGGAGGGGGCAAGUGGGGCAAUUGGCCCGGGCCCUGCAGGGGCCCCUGGCCCCACGAGGAUGUCUCCCCCAGGCUCUCCCCUGCUACCCACACCCCAAAGAGCUGCAGCAUGGCCAGCAGCUGGGCAGCUCAGCUGAGCUCUGGGCUGCCGGCAAGGUAAGGGGGCUGCAAGCUCCAGGGCAGUGGGGGGAGGGGGGAAGUGGGGCAAUUUGCCUCAGGCCCCUGGCCCCACGAGGAUGUCUCCCCCCAACCCCCCUGCAGAGCUGCAGCAUGGUCAGCAGCUAGGCAGCUCAGCUGAGCUCCUGAGUUGUCCUGCUGCUUUGAGCUGCUGGCUAGGUAAGCGGGGAGGGGGCUGCAAGCUCUAGGGUUACUGGGGGGGGGCAAGUGGGGCAAUUUGCCCCAGGCCCUGCAGGGCCCCCCCCAUGGGUAUGUCUCCCCCCAUCCCGGCCUCCCCUCUGCUCCUCCCCUUAAAUAAGAACUUUUUAUAGGGAACCGGUUGUUAAGAUUUUGGCAGCUCAUCACUGGACAUAUCCCCUGGGGACCCUGAAAUCAGCCUCUGACACCCUAGUUUCUACGCCCCUGGAGGACUGUCAUCUGCCCAGCUCUCUGCCUUUUAUCUCUGUGACCCUGGAAACUCCUUCCCCUCCCUCCCUUCAGCAGCAGGGGCUUGAAUUUCUAGUUGAAUUUCUGAACAUGCCAGAUCCCACCGCAAUGCCUUCCCAGCCUCAGUGAUCUUCAGUACCAUCUCUGUCGGCAACGUCUGGGUCAUUUCAGUACCAGUCAAAUGUCCAGUGGCAGAACACACUCUCUGAGCAUGAGUCUGAUUAUUUACUAAUUGGGUAACUGCGACAUUAUUGAUAUAAACUGGGACCAUGUAGAACAUGGGUUGCAACCAAGGUCCUGUAGUGGCACCAAAUCCUAGGUAAAGGGGGUCAGAUAAAGUGUCCAAGACCAGGUUAUGGGUUGCUGGUUAGGAUGAUGCUGUCUGUAUGUCUGU